AUGUUGAAAGCAAGAUAUGGAGUCCGAUUUCUUUCUAUUGGCCUAUGCUUAUUAUUUCUAUAUGUGCUUUGGAGAGAGCUCAAAAGUGAUUACUCGAAUGUGACAUGCCCUGUGAAGUCUGGAGAACACCAUUGUCAAAUAUUGAAGGACAGUUGUAAUAACAAAUAUUUUGCAGUUGCUAUAAAGUAUUAUUGCUCGAAUUAUUACCCUUCCAAGUUCUUGGAAGUUUUCAUUGCCUGCAAUUUAAUCUUGAUUUUAAUAUUAUUACUUAGUACGUUGAGCACAAUAGUCUCGAAUUAUAUGUAUGUUAGCUUGGAGAGCUUUGCAGAAAUCUUCAAGAUUAAUGGACAUACCUUGAGCUUUAUUUUGAUACCGUUGAUAAAUGCUUUACCAGACCUUAUUGAUUACCAUAUUACCAUUAAAGCCAAAUCGAUAGAACUAGUGUUAGGUCAAUUGAUUGGUUCGAGCCUCAUAUUGUGUACAGUUAUCAUAGGUGUAAUCUGCAUCAUCCGCCCUUUCAACAUUCUGGACUUUAAACAUUUGAUGACGGAUCUUGUUUGGCUCUUAGCAACCUUAAUAAUGUUGAUAUUUAUACUAUCAGAUGAAAAAAUAACCGUUAUGGAAUGUGCCGUUAUGAUGACAGGCUACCUAUUUUAUAUAUUUUAUUUAUUCUGGUUUGGGAAAGAGAGUGAAAGAGAAAUGGCAGAUGUUGUCUUAAAUUUUGAAGAAGUACUAGAUAAUAUUUCCGAUGAAGAUCUAGUAGGAUAUGGUUCGACAGGAUCUAUCAAAUCUGAUUCAUCUGAAAAUAUUGUUGAAGAAAUCAUUAUCCUGGAUUCAAUCAAUGUUUUGAAGAUUUAUUUUGCUAUAUUGGAUAAUUUACUAUUUUAUCUAAUUCCCAUUUCAAGUUCUCAACAUGAAGAUAAGGAUGUUCUUAAUCAAGAUAUUUUUGUGAAAUUGUGGUUCUCUUUCGAAAUUCCAAUCUUAAUUAAUAUUCAGUUCUUCAAUAUUUCAUGGAUCAACAUGAUACCAAUAAUUCUCCUAUUGACAUUGUUAAACCAAUUUCUAAAUAUCUCGAGAAGGUUGGGUACAGUAUCUAUUAAUGUUUUAAGUAUGGUUAUAUGCUUGAUAUUGAUAUCGGCUAUUUCAGUUCAAAUUUUGAAAAUCUUAAAAAACUUUGGCCUAAUUUUUAAAAUAUCAGACUACAUCUUAGGAUUAUUAGUGUUUUCGAUCAGUAAUUCAAUUAAUGAUUUGAUAACAAAUGUUACGAUCGCAAUUAAAGUGAGUCCUGUUUAUGGUGUGAAUUCAUGUCUUGGUACACCAAUUUUACUAACGCUCGUUGGGAUUGGCAUGCAUGGCUUUUAUGUCUCAUUGAUCGACAACUAUUUGAUAACUUUCAGUUUAAACAAGAAUUUAAUCUUAAGUACUAUUGCGUUGAUUUCGGUGACUUUAUUUUUUCUAAUAUAUGUCCCGUUGAACAAAUGGAAUUUUGACAGCAGGCUAGGAAUAAUUUUAGUUUCGGCUUAUUUUAUAAUUUCUCUUAUGAACUGUCUCACAGACUCAGACUAA
This is a messenger RNA of Priceomyces carsonii, 1566 nucleotides long. RefSeq lists its product as uncharacterized. The transcript has a single exon. The record is from RefSeq and is a predicted model, not a curated record. Gene Ontology annotation, molecular function: monoatomic cation transmembrane transporter activity. Bases 1 to 1566 code for a protein of 521 amino acids. Gene Ontology annotation, cellular component: membrane. Lineage: Eukaryota; Fungi; Ascomycota; Pichiomycetes; Serinales; Debaryomycetaceae. Gene Ontology annotation, biological process: monoatomic cation transport; intracellular calcium ion homeostasis; transmembrane transport.